Daucus carota subsp. sativus is the source of this 1120-nucleotide messenger RNA. RefSeq names its product RGS1-HXK1-interacting protein 1. The transcript is spliced from 8 exons. The record is from RefSeq and is a predicted model, not a curated record. Lineage: Eukaryota; Viridiplantae; Streptophyta; Magnoliopsida; Apiales; Apiaceae. The coding region runs from base 112 to 852 and encodes 246 amino acids.
CAUCAUUUGCAAAAAAACUUUGGUUCCCCUUUAGUAAAUAUAAGAAACGGAGGGGCAGCGGUGAAUUGAAUAGAAAGAAACAGAAAAGAAGAAGAAAAGAAAAGGUGAGAAAUGGAGGAAUCAUCGGCGGCGAAAAGAAACGAAGAAGAAGAAAAAGCGUUGUCUUGGGAAUCGCUGUACAAAAAGAUCUCCCCCUCAUCAGAUUCCGAUCUCUCUCGCAGCAUCAUUCAAUCAACCGACUCUGCUAUCCGCUCCGCUCGUCAUUUUCAACACUCCUCUACCAAUUUUCUACACUCUCUUCAGGAUUUUGUUCCUGAAAUCAGAACUCAGUGUAAAACUUAUGAAGAUGCUUUGGUUAAGAAUGUUAAAGAUGAGUUGGCCAGUGCUAGAGAUCACCCAGUUAUGGCUUGUGGAAUUGCCGUUACAGCUGGCUUUCUUCUAUUGCGUGGCCCUAGAAGAUUUUUGUUUAGGAAUACAUUUGGUCGACUACAAAGUGAGGAGGCACAGUAUGUCAAAGCUGAGAAAAAUGUAAAAGCGUUGAACCUCUCUGUUGACUUAAUGAAGAAGGAGAGCGCUAAACUGCUUGAAAGAGCUAAUUUUGCUGAAACUGAGAUGAGUAGUGGCCUUACUGCUUUAAGGGUUUCUGGAACUCAAAUCCGACAACUUGCUAAAACAGUUCAUAAAGCUGAAGCUGAAGCUGUUGAUCUGAUGGAAUUUCUGCGAGAGCUUCCUGGAAGACAGGCUCUAAAGCUACGUGCCGAGGCAACUUCCAUGGCGUCCACACUCCGACAACAACGAAAUGCUGUGGACAAAAGGAUAUUGAAGAUCUCAGAACUGGGUGUUCCAGUUUGAUACCCACAAGGCCACAACUAAAACGAUUCUUGCGAGACUGAAUAUAUUCUCCAUUAUCCAAUGAAUGUAGGAUGGUGAAAAUAAGUGCUGCGAUUUUGGUCGGUGGUAUGUAACAUGGGUAUAAUAUUGUUUUCUUUUUUGGGUUUUAGUAAGAUGUCUACUUCUAGAUACAUCCAUCUCGACAAGAUGUGUGGAGAGGGCUUCAAUACCAGAAACUUACAAUCCCCAAUUUCUAUUAUAGAGCUCAAGGCACUUUAUGUUCUCAUAA